This is a messenger RNA of Seriola aureovittata, 2572 nucleotides long. RefSeq lists its product as uncharacterized. Gene Ontology annotation, biological process: microtubule-based movement. The record is from RefSeq and is a predicted model, not a curated record. Gene Ontology annotation, molecular function: microtubule binding; microtubule motor activity; ATP binding. Lineage: Eukaryota; Metazoa; Chordata; Actinopteri; Carangiformes; Carangidae. The transcript has 20 exons. The coding region runs from base 28 to 2496 and encodes 822 amino acids.
GAUGUUGUUCUUCACAAAACUCUGUGGAUGAAGAGGUGGGCUGCGUUCAGGCGCUGGAUUGGCGUAGAUCGAAGGAAACACCCCGGACAAGAGAGCAACCCAGGCUCGUCAGAAUCACAGCUGUCAGAUAGCAGCGAUGCAGACCAGGCGACGGAAGAAGCUGAAGGAUCACAAGAUGCCAAGAUCUACAUCCCCUAUGAGUCAGCCGAGCACUGCAUCACUCAGAUAGCCGAGGACAUGGAGGCUAUGAAGAGACGACACUUGGAAAUGGUGCAAGAGCUGGAAGAGAACUUUCAGAUCACAGCACGAGAGACACAGGAAUGGACCAUGCAGAAGAUCAGAUCUCAAUACCAGAACAAGUUAAACAUUCUGCGGAGGAUCCUGGACCUCUACCAGGAGAAGGUGGAGAAGAAGAACGCUGACUGGGAGAGGAGAGUUGCGGCUUUGACUGCACAGAACGAGCAUCUGCUGGAGGAGCAGAGAGCUGAGAGGAGGAGGAGCAAAGAGGAGACGCUGCAGUGGCACAGAGAAAAGAGCAAAAUGCUGGAACUGUUCUCCAACAGGCUGGACGUCCUGCACAGCCACCAGGCCUCCACACUGCAGGAGCUGCAAAUGGCCAGACAGGAAGUAGGGAAAGUCCAAGAAUUGUUGAUGGUAUCAUCACAGGAGCAGCAGGAGGAAGCAGAGGAAGGUGAAAGCUCAGAGAACAAAGGACAACAACAGACUGUGGAUUGCAGUGAGUCAGAUCUGCCACUGGAGGGGGCUAAAGCCCGUCUAGAGGAGCUGAGGGAGAGUUUGUACCAGAGGGAGAGAGAGAUCACUGAGCUGCUGGAGGCAGAGAAGAGCCAUGUCCCUCCUGUUCCUCCGCCACCCUGCAGUCUUCUGCUUCCCACUGUCAUACACAAGGCGCAUGUAAUCUGCAGUGCAGUGACUGAGACCAGAGCUCUGUUGGACCAGAUGAUUGAGGAGAAUCAGGCUGCUCUGGUUGAAGCCAGACACAAACUAGACCGUCUACAAGCGGCCAAAGAAGACAGUAAUGGCAAAGAGGAUAAGACUUCUGACCAUGAGCGGUCAUAUGAAUAUGAGUCAAGUUUGUCAUUACUACAAGCAAAAGUGAGGGAGUACGAGGUCUCUCAAGUGGCUUUAGACUGCAUCAAAACUGGAGAAAGCUCCGUAACAAAUGAUUGUGACACAGACUCAGAGUUGGAUGACAUCUGGGGACGAGGGACAAUCCGAACCACAGAGGGAGUGAAGAGCGUCAGUCAGCAGCUCCUCUUACUGCAGGAUCAGCUCAAGCAAAUUAAAGAAGAGAAAAAGAAAAUAAUUGAGAACUACACUUCAGAAAGAACAAUGAGGAAGAAGUACUACAAUAUGGUGGAAGAUAUGAAAGGUAAAAUCCGAGUGUUUUGUCGGAUUCGUCCAGUGAGCAGAACUGAGGAUGUGCAGGGUGAGGCCGUUGUUGUGUAUAAAAUAGACGAUUACUCUGUCACCGUGGAAACCCCUCGUGGGCUGAGGGAGUUUCAGUUUGACAAGGUGUUCAGUGCUGAAGUGUCUCAGGAAGACUUGUUUCAUGACACCUACAGACUCAUCCAGUCGGCUAUUGAUGGUUACAACGUCUGUAUCUUUGCGUACGGCCAGACGGGCUCAGGGAAGACCUUCACCAUGGUGGGGGACAAGGAGCAGAAGAAUCCCGGGAUCAUACCGAGAUCUUUUAAUGCCAUAUUUGAUAUCAUACGGGAGAACAGUACCAAAUUCGACUUCAAGGUUUCGGCCUAUAUGCUGGAGCUGUACAAUGACAAGCUGCAGGACCUCUUUGUGAGCCUGGCUGGUGAGGCCCAUGCACAGCCCCAGUCCCAUGGGCAGGCCAGGCGGGUGGAGAUCAAGAGGAACAGAAAGGGAGUUGUGUUCGCCCAAGGAGCAGAGACAAAGGAGGCUUCCAGUGCCCAGGAGCUCUACGCUCUGUUCCAGCAGGCCUGCGCCAACCGACACAUCUCUGCCACCAAGAUGAAUGUGGAGAGUUCCCGCUCCCAUCUCAUUGUUGGAAUCAUGGUGGAGAGCAGGAACCAGACCAAUGGGAGCGUGAUCACCGGGAAGCUGAGCCUCGUGGACCUGGCUGGCAGUGAGAGAGCAGCCAAGACUGGCGCCAAGGACCACCAGCUGAAGGAGGCUAACUCCAUCAACAAGUCUCUGAGUGCCCUGGGUGAUGUGAUCUCCGCCUUGUCUGCUGAACUGUCCCAUGUACCAUACAGGAACAGCAAGCUGACACAGGUGAUGCAGGACUCCCUGGGUGGCAAUGCCAAAACCCUCAUGAUCGUCAACAUUUCUCCUUCAGAGUGCAACCUUGAUGAGACUCUCACAUCUCUCAUUUACGCAACAAGAGUGAAGGCCAUAACCAACAAUGCUCAGAGGAAUGUGGAAAGCAAAGAGAUUGCCCAGCUGAAAGAGGUGAUCAAUAAGCUGAGGUCAGGACAGACAGUGGAAGAGGAGGAUGUUUGAUCUGGACUACACUGCACAUUGUGCACAAUAAUGCACUUAAGUGGUGAAAUGGGAUUGUUUGGACCAUUUCUUGUAU